This is a messenger RNA of Sardina pilchardus (European sardine), 5413 nucleotides long. It is a transcript of the gene eprs1, whose product is annotated as glutamyl-prolyl-tRNA synthetase 1. The coding region runs from base 94 to 5181 and encodes 1695 amino acids. Gene Ontology annotation, cellular component: cytoplasm; aminoacyl-tRNA synthetase multienzyme complex. NCBI's taxonomy places the organism in Eukaryota, Metazoa, Chordata, Actinopteri, Clupeiformes, Clupeidae. The record is from RefSeq and is a predicted model, not a curated record. Gene Ontology annotation, molecular function: glutamate-tRNA ligase activity; ATP binding; proline-tRNA ligase activity. The transcript has 34 exons. Gene Ontology annotation, biological process: glutamyl-tRNA aminoacylation; translation; prolyl-tRNA aminoacylation.
CGGACAGGGUUAUUUGUAGGUGUGGCACAAUAGCUCACUGCGUGGCGGUGGUAGCCUGAAGUGUGGAAGCAUCACGUACCGGUGUUGGUGAAAAUGGCGUUGAACCUUACCAUCAACUCCAGCAAUCCACCUUUAGGUGCGCUGUUAGCUGCUGAGCAUGUGAAGGGUGCUGUGAGUGUGUCUGUGGAGGAAGGCAAAGACAACAAGCUGCGUGUCUCUGACGAUAUUCAGUUCAGCGAUGUGAACUCCAUCAGCCGUUACCUGGCCAGGGUGGCCCCCAGCCUCGGCCUGUAUGGCUCCAACAUGCUUGAGCAAACAGAGGUGGACCACUGGCUGGAGUUCAGUGCCCGCCGUGUGUGUGGUCAGUCCAACCUGGCUCCGGCCCUCGCAGAGCUGGACAAAGCCCUGGCGCUCAGGACCUUCCUGGUGGGUCACAGCCUAACGCUGGCAGACCUCUGCGUUUGGGCCGCCCUCAAGGGAAGUGGCGAAUGGCAGGCCAUCUUGGCUAAGGCCAGCUCAUUCCCUCACACAUGCCGCUGGUACUCCUUCCUGAGCUCCCAAGUUCCCUUUGCCUCUGUGGGCAACAAGUGGGCUACCACCAAAAUGGCCGCCAGCAAAUCUACGGAGGAGAAAGAGAAGAAAGCUGACGUGGGGAAGUUUGUGGAGCUGCCUGGGGCUGAGAUGGGAAAGGUGGUGGUUCGAUUUCCUCCUGAGGCCAGUGGAUACUUGCACAUCGGCCAUGCUAAAGCGGCGCUGUUGAACCAGCACUACCAGGUGUCCUUCAAAGGCAGACUCAUCAUGCGCUUUGAUGACACCAACCCUGAGAAGGAGAAGGAGGACUUCGAGAAGGUGAUCCUGGAGGAUGUGGCCAUGUUGCAGAUCAAGCCGGACCAGUUCACCUACACCAGCGACCACUUCCCCACCAUCGAGAAGCUGGCCGUGCAGCUGCUGAAGGACGGCAAGGCCUACAUCGACGACACGCCGCCCGAGCAGAUGAAACUGGAGCGCGAGCAGAGGGCCGAGUCCAAGAACCGCAGCAACUCCUUGGAGCAGAACAUGAAGAUGUGGGGGGAGAUGAAGGCGGGUACGGACUUCGGCCAGACCUGCUGCAUGCGUGCCAAAAUGGACAUGAGCUCCAACAACGGCUGUCUCCGUGACCCCACGCUCUACCGCUGCAAGAACCAGCCGCACCCGCGCACCGGCAGCACCUACAGGAUAUACCCCACGUAUGACUUCGCCUGCCCCAUCGUGGACAGCAUCGAGGGAGUGACUCACGCGCUGCGUACCACGGAGUAUCACGACCGGGACGAGCAGUACUAUUGGCUGAUCGAGGCCCUGAAGCUCAGGAAGCCCCACAUCUGGGAGUACGCUCGCCUCAACCUCAACAACACCGUCCUGUCCAAGAGGAAGCUCACCUGGUUCGUCAACGAGGGCUACGUAGACGGCUGGGACGACCCUCGAUUCCCCACCGUUAGAGGAGUUCUGCGUAGGGGCAUGACUGUGGAGGGCCUCAAACAGUUCAUCGCUGCUCAGGGGGGCUCCAGGUCUGUGGUCAACAUGGAGUGGGACAAGAUCUGGGCCUUCAACAAAAAGGUGAUCGACCCAGUGGCUCCCAGGUUCACAGCGCUGUCGGAGUCCCAGUUCGUUCCCAUCACUAUCGCUGGGGCAAAGGAGGAGAUGAAGGAGGUUGCUAAGCACCCCAAGAACACUGAGGUGGGCAUGAAGCAGGUGUGGUACGGUCCGACCAUCUACGUGGAGGGACCCGACGCAGAGACCUUCACCGAGGGAGAGAUGGUCACCUUCAUCAACUGGGGCAACAUUAUCAUCACCAAGAUCAACAGAGAUGGCAGCGGUGCGGUGUCAUCGCUGGAGGGCCGCCUGAACCUGGAGAACACCGACUACAAGAAGACCACCAAGAUCACCUGGCUGGCGUCCACCCCCAAAGCCCCCAUGGUGCCCACCAUCUGCGUCAACUACCAGCACCUCAUCAGCAAGCCCGUACUGGGCAAGGAGGACGACUUCAAGGACUACAUCAACAAGAACAGCAAGACUGAGGAGAAGAUGCUGGGGGACCCCUGCCUGAAAGAACUGAAGAAAGGUGACAUCAUCCAGCUCCAGAGGCGUGGCUUCUACAUCUGCGAUCAGCCCUACGAGCCAAUCAGCCCCCACAGCUGUAAGGAGAGCCCGUGUGUGCUGCUCUACAUCCCUGAUGGCCACACCAAGGAGAUGCCCACCGCUGGCUCCAAGGACAAGAGCAAGAGCCAGGCAGCCCCCAAGGCAGCUAAAGGUGCGCCAAGCUCCCCGGCGAAGGCGAAGGGAAAAGCUGCCCCUGCUGCCGCCCCUGCUGCUGCUGCUGCCCCCAGCGCUGGCGGGGACGCCGUGGCCGUCUUCAACCGCGUGGUCGCUCAGGGCGAGACCGUGCGGCUGCUCAAGACCGACAAGGCGCCCAAGGAGCAGGUGGACGCCGCGGUCAAGCAGCUGCUGGCGCUGAAGGCCGAGUUCAAACAGCUGACCGGAAAGGACUACAAGCCCGGCAUGGCUGCUCCUGCACCCACGUCCACGUCCGCUCCCGCCGCCAGCCCCAGUCCCGCCCCGGCCGCCGCCGCCGCCUCGGACUCCGCCCCCUGUCCGUUUACACGGGUCGCCCAGCAGGGGGAGGUAGUGAGGAAGCUGAAGUCUGAGAAGGCUCCCAAGGACCAGGUGGACGCUGCCGUUAAGGAGCUCCUGGCGCGGAAGGCCGAGUUCAAGCAGAUCACGGGUCAGGAUUACAAACCUGGCAUGGCUCCUCCCACUGCGGCCCCAGCCCCCGCCCCCACCCCCGCACCCAGCUCCGCCCCCACAGCAGCCCCCGCCUCCGAGUCCUUCGCCGUCUUAUACGGGCGCGUGUCGGAGCAGGGCGAGGUGGUCCGGAAGCUGAAGGGCGAGAAGGCUCCCAAGGAUCAGGUGGACGCGGCGGUGAAGCAGCUGUUGUCCCUGAAGACGGUGUUCAAGCAGCUCACGGGUCAGGAGUACAAGCCUGGCAUGACCCCUCCCGCCAGCCCUGCCCCCGCACAGUCCGCCUCUGCUGCCACGACGACCGGCGAUGCCAACGGCAUCUACGAGCGGGUGGCACAGCAGGGAGAGCUCGUCAGGAAGCUCAAGUCUGAGAAGGCACCAAAGGAUCAAGUAGAUGGCGCUGUGAAGCAGCUGCUGGCUCUGAAGGCCGAGUUCAAACAGAAGACGGGGCAGGACUAUAAGCCCGGCAUGGCCCCUGCGCCGGCCACUGCUGCCCCUGCCGCCCAGACGUCCGCCCCUGCCCCCAGCCCCGGCCAGCCCAGCUCCCCCCAGGCCCAGGCCCUGUUCUCCCAGGUCUCCCAGCAGGGGGAGCUAGUGAGGAAACUCAAGUCUGAGAAGGCACCCAAGGACCAGGUGGACGCUGCGGUGAAGGUGCUGCUGGAGCUGAAGGGCCAGUACAAGGCGCUGACCGGCGGGGAGUACAAGCCCGUCACGACCCCCGGGGCGCCCGGAGGAACAGCCGGAGAGGACAAGAGCCGCAAGGAGCGCGAGAACAAGUCGGAGAAGCAGGGAGGAGAGGCAGGAGGGAAGAAGAAAGGAGGCGACAAGACCCCAGGGAACAAGGAGGGAGGAGCAGGGGGGGCAGGAGGCGCAGGAGGAGGAGAGGGACCCAAGAAACAAACCAGGUUGGGACUGGAGGCCAAGAAAGAGGAGAACUUGGCUGAUUGGUAUUCGCAGGUGAUCACGAAGGCGGAGAUGAUCGAGUACUACGACGUGAGCGGCUGCUACGUGCUGCGGCCCUGGUCCUUCUCCAUCUGGGAGUCCAUCAAGGACUUCUUCGACAGCGAGAUCAAGAAGCUGGGCGUGGAGAACUGCUACUUCCCCAUGUUUGUGUCACAGGCAGCCCUCGAGAAGGAGAAGUCCCACAUCGAAGACUUCGCCCCAGAGGUUGCCUGGGUAACCAGGUCAGGCAAGACGGAGCUGGCAGAGCCCAUCGCUGUGAGACCCACCAGUGAAACAGUCAUGUAUCCUGCAUAUGCCAAAUGGGUGCAGUCCCACAGAGACCUGCCAAUCAAACUCAACCAGUGGUGCAACGUGGUGCGGUGGGAGUUCAAGCACCCCCAGCCCUUCCUGAGGACCAGGGAGUUCCUGUGGCAGGAGGGUCACACGGCCUUCGCCACCAAAGCAGAGGCUGCCGAGGAGGUCCUGCAGAUCCUGGACCUGUAUGCGCGCGUGUACGAGGAGCUGAUGGCCAUCCCCGUGGUCAAGGGCAGGAAGACGGAGAAGGAGAAGUUUGCAGGUGGAGAUUACACCACCACGGUGGAGGCCUACAUCUCCGCCAGCGGCAGAGCCAUCCAGGGUGCCACGUCUCACCAUCUGGGCCAGAACUUCUCCAAGAUGUUCGAGAUCAUCUUCGAGGACCCCAAGAAGCCCGGCGAGAAGCAGUACGCCUUCCAGAACUCCUGGGGCAUCACCACGCGCACCAUCGGCGUGCUCACCAUGGUGCACGGAGACAACAUGGGCCUGGUGCUGCCGCCCAAGGUGGCCUGCGUACAGGUGGUGGUCAUCCCGUGCGGGAUCACGGCGUCUCUGCCCGAGGCGGAGAAGGAGAAGCUGCUGGCCCAGUGUUCCAAGUACCUGACGCGUCUGCAGAAGGCUGGCGUGCGCGUGCGCUCCGACAUGAGGGACAACUACUCCCCCGGCUGGAAGUUCAACCACUGGGAGCUUAAGGGCGUGCCCAUCAGGCUGGAGGUGGGGCCGAAGGACCUGAAGCAGGGCCAGUGUGUGGCCGUCAGGAGGGACAACGGGGCCAAGCUCACGCUGCCCGAGGCCGACACAGAGAAGAGGAUCACACAGCUGCUGGAGGAGAUCCAGAACAACCUCUACAAGAGGGCCUCUGAUGACCUGCAUAAGCACAUGGUAGUGGCCGACACCAUGGAGCAGUUCCAGAAGGACCUGGACCAGGGCCGGAUCGUCCAAAUUCCAUUCUGUGGUGGCAUUGAAUGCGAGGACUGGAUCAAGAAGAUCACUGCCAAGGACCAGGACCUGGAGCCGGGAGCCCCCUCCAUGGGCGCUAAGAGCCUGUGCAUCCCCUUCGAGCCCCUGAAGAAGCUGCAGCCAGGCCAGAUGUGCGUGAGCGGCAAGGAGGCGGCGCAGUACUACACGCUGUUCGGACGCAGCUACUAAGACCCCCCCCCACUAACCCCCCCACCCCCACGGAAGACUGGACCCACAUAGCACUAACCUCAUCGGUCCCUUCCUAGGAUCACUCGCUGCCCUCCCCUCACCAGAGGCAAGGGGCAGGGGGGGGGGGGUGAUGGGACAAAGUAGCCUGUUACCCAGUUCUGAUAACUAUCUGCCCUUAUUCUCUUGCUCUUGCACCCCUAACAUUGCGUUUUUGGUGGAGGGAGGGAGGGGG